Corylus avellana is the source of this 1545-nucleotide messenger RNA. RefSeq names its product membrane-associated kinase regulator. NCBI's taxonomy places the organism in Eukaryota, Viridiplantae, Streptophyta, Magnoliopsida, Fagales, Betulaceae. The record is from RefSeq and is a predicted model, not a curated record.
UCCUCGGUAGAGGCCGGCUUUUGGUGCUUAAAACUCUCCGCACGUUUUAUCUUCUUCUUUGAAUCUCCUCCAAAUCAGCAGUUUCCUUUUGUUGGUUUACCAAAUCUCCUACUCUCCAUGAAACCCAUUUCACCGUUUUUACCUCCCACCCCUUUGGCAACCGUAAAUUUCCAAGACUUUUAAUGUUUUUCUCAAAGCGUUUGGGAAUGAAUUCCCUUAGAUAUCAAUCGUUUUCUUGAAUUCAAAGUUGUUUAUGGUUUUCUUUUUGACUGCUGAGACUUUCAAUUUGUUGGCUUUGUUAGGUUUGAAUCUUUAAUGCUUCUUUUUGUUGCAGAUAAAACGUCAAACUUGUCAGUAAAAACUUUUUUUUUGCUGGUUUUUCUGAUACCCUUUUAAAUUCAAACAAUUGGGUUUCAAACUUUGAAUUAUUUGGUUCGAGAAAUGGUUGUUGAUCUCUACUCGGAAAGUUCGAGUAUGGGUACGACGAGUCCAAGAAUUUCGUUUUCUCAUGAUUUCUGUCAAUCCGACGUCGUCCCUGUCGAACACCACCCUCUUCGGUCAAACUCCAUAGAUUUUGACUUCUGUGUUCGUGAGGGGUUCGAUCAAGAAUCUUCCUCCGCCGACGAGCUUUUCUCCGAUGGGAAAAUCCUCCCGACCCAAAUCAAGAAAAAGGCGGUCGCGAUCGCCACCACAAAGCCAAUGGAUCAAUGCGGCUCUCAUCAUCAUCCGCCGUUGCCACUGCCACGUACUACUACAACAACAACAACAAGCGGAAACAAGAGUACUUCAAAGCAAGAGAGCCCCAAAGAAAACUCCAAGUCAUUUUGGCGGUUCACGCGGAGCAGCAGCUGCGGGAGUGGAUAUGGGAGGAGCUUAUGCCCUCUGCCGCCGCUUCUGUCGCGGAGCAAUUCAACUGGGUCUGCAGUAAAUUCGAGGCAGAGUUCUCAGAAGCAUGCAUCAAUGAAAGCAUCACAAUCUUCCGCGUCGGCGGCGGCGGCGGCGGCGGGGGGAUAUCCAAGGCCGCCAUUGAAGAAGGGGAUUCAUGGAUCAUACGGGAAUAUUAAUGGUGUUCGGAUUAGUCCUGUGUUGAAUGUUCCUCCAGCGAAUAAUCUAUUUGGGCUAGGCUCAAUUUUCUCAUCCAGUGGCAGAGAUAAGAACAGGAAGAAGUGAUCGAUCGGAUUCAUUAAUUGAUUGACUUUUGCUGAUAAUUUCAAUUUUUUUAGUAUAUAUUAAUUUGUUUCUUGAUAUUCCGAUUGUGAUUAAGAAAUUAAAAUAUAUAUCUAGAAUUGGGGUAUCGAGAAGAGAGAUAAUGGAAGCUAGGGACAAGAAAUGGCAUAAUUCAAGAGCACAUGGUUUGGAGCACAAAAUGACAGAAAGAGCAAAAAAGACGAAGAUUAGGUGGUUGGUUGUAUGUGAGAGAGGAUGGAGGAGUACUGUUUGAAAUGUUAUUCAGAUUUGAUUUGGAGAGAUUAUGAAUUGAUUUGUUUUUUGGUUGUACUUUGUAUGAAUUGAUUGAUGUAUUAAUAAUAACGACUUUCUUUUCUA